ACAAAAGUGUAAGAAAGAUAACUGAACUUCCUAAACCAGGGGUAAGUAAACUGAAAUUUUCAGAACCACAUGGCUUUGCUGCUCUGUAAUCUUUAGUUUUAAAUGUUAAGGCCACGAGUAAUUAUAUUGAAAAAUUCAAAAGUCAUACGGUUUGGACGGUCCUUAUUCCCUAAUCUAAAUUAAUUAGCCCCAAGGGUCGGACUUUCACAUUUCCACAACUAUCUCAUUUUUGUAAAUUUAUAGGUACCAUCUACAAAAAAUCCAAAUCAUUUGAUCAAGAAAAGCAGACAAAUGGAGUUCCCGGAGAUCAAACCGACAAAACUCAGCCAUUUCAGCCACAGGCAUCCUUUAGAACUCCUGGAAGUCGAAGAAAAAGAUGCGCUACUCUGCUCCGGUUGCGAGCUGCAACUCCAAGGGGCGGCCUACAAUUGUACAAAGCCCAGCUGCGAUUUCAUCCUCCACGAUUCCUGCACCGAUCUCCCCAGGCAAUUGAAGCACAAUUCCCACCCGAAACACCGCCUGAUCCUGCAGUUUCACCCGCCUUACCGCGGCGAAUUCACUUGCAAUGCCUGCGGCGAUGUGGGUCACGGUUUCAGUUAUCAUUGCAGUACUUGCAAUUUCGAUCUUCAUGUGGAGUGUGCUUCGUUGCCUGAGGUCGAAAACCGCGAAGAUCACGAACAUCCUUUCGUGUUGCUGUAUUCAUCUUCCUUUCCGGCAACGAAAGAUGAUGGAAAGGGAAAAAAAGCAGCGGAGAUGCAGAGUUUGUUCAACUGCUAUGUUUGUGAUGGACCUGUUGAGAAUGGGCGCUGGAUGUAUCGUUGUUCGGGUUGCCCCCGUGGUGCGCAUUUGGAUUGUGUUAGUAGUUAAUUUGAUCCUGAUGAAUGUUAAAUUGUUUGUGAAUUCUUAGUUGCAGAAAAAGAAUGACAAUGUCUUGAAUUUGAAUGUAUGGCGCAUUUGACUUUCUUGAAUGAUUUGGAGCAUGAAUUUAAGAAUUGAUUAGUGAAUUUCGUAUCGCUGUUUCAAAUUGUUAAGGGUUGAAUGUGUAUUAUAAAAUGGAAGGAUUAAUUUUACAGAGUCAAAUUUCCAUCCUUUUGUUUUGUCCCAAAUUCUCUCUGCAAAUGAGAUGGAAAUGAGCAGCUUUUAGUUUUUACAACUUCUUGCUUAAUUGGUACCGGAGUUCUGAGGUCGGAAUUAUGUUCCGGCCAUCCGGUCCGGGUACUAAUUAUUAAUCCAGGGCGACGCGGUUG
Messenger RNA from Oldenlandia corymbosa var. corymbosa, 1247 nucleotides. The record is from the annotation of a GenBank genome assembly. Lineage: Eukaryota; Viridiplantae; Streptophyta; Magnoliopsida; Gentianales; Rubiaceae.